Messenger RNA from Cynoglossus semilaevis (tongue sole), 2166 nucleotides. RefSeq names its product fibroblast growth factor 24 (gene fgf24). The transcript is spliced from 5 exons. The coding region runs from base 1379 to 2011 and encodes 210 amino acids. NCBI's taxonomy places the organism in Eukaryota, Metazoa, Chordata, Actinopteri, Pleuronectiformes, Cynoglossidae. The record is from RefSeq and is a predicted model, not a curated record. Gene Ontology annotation, molecular function: growth factor activity.
UUUUUUUUUUUUGUUUAAUGGCAGCAGGGAUGUGAGUUCAACUUUACUGCUUUCACCUCUGAAGCGCUCGUAAACACAUUCGCACCUCUCUUUCAUUUAAAUGCGGGAUAAGUUAUAGCACAUUAUUGAAAAAAAAGAAGAAGAAGAAGAAGACGAAAAAACUCAAAGUCGACAACAGCCUGCAUUUGAAUGCUGUCUGGGGCCAAUCCACAAACCAGGUGCAAUUUAACAAGGGGCAGAGAGAGGAGCGGUUUCAUCAGGACGAACGUGGAGUUUCGCUGUCAAUAAUAAUAAUAAUAAUAAUAAUAAUAAUAAUAAUAAUAAUAAUAAUAAUGCGUAAAACAUGCGUAAAAGUCGACCCUCUAACCAAAAUAUCCUUCACAAUAUUCUUCCCUCUCCAAAAUAUUCCCGACAUUCCUAAUCCAGAUUUCCAAAACUCAUUUAAUCCUCUCCCCACACCUACAAAUACCACAUAUAAACCACUCCAACACCUUCCUCUUGUUCUCUUUCUCUUUUACGCACGGCUUUGCCCACCGACGGGAGAGAGAAAAAAACCCUCUCCAGCCCCGAUGGUCUCUCCACGAUUACCCUAUCAGGUGCAAACCGCUGACAUGUUUCCACCCACCAACAACAAAAAAGCCUCUCUGUGCCCAAAUCUCAAGUCACAGACGCACAAACACCACUGACAGGCACUGCUGCGCCAUCAUCAGCUCUCCCCCAAAACUGCCUCGCACCGCUGCCACUCGUACACUGAUUUUCUCUGAGUUUUUUUUCUCCAGACUUGGAUAUUUUUGUACGCACUCGACUCAUUUCUAGUGGUAGGACGUUUUUUCCUCAUUCACCGCAUUUUUUCUACUUUCCCUCUCCGUAGCACUUGGCAGAAUAAAAUGACCCGUGCAAGGUGUGCGAAUCCCCCGCAGGUACGGACGGAGCUGAGGAGGUGCUGAUCUCCGGAGCUGCGGGAUUGUGUGAGAUUGUGCCACAGUUCGACUUUUUAGAAACUCUUGAAGGAUAUCUUUUUUGGACGUGUUGUUUCUGCUGAGAGAUCGAUCUCUGAAUCCGUUGGCACCGAUUUACGGACACGGAUUUUGGGGGAAGCGGUGGAGACUGAUCAGAGAAAAAUAUUACUCCUGGAUUAUCCACGCCAGACGAGGAAACACCUAAUGUUGCACUCCGUGACUCUGCAAGUGUUCUCCGGUGAUUUAUCUCUAUACCGGGAUUCAGUCUCGCUCCUACCGCCGGCGCUGUGUGCGUAAAGGACGCACAGGGAGCGAGAGGCUACACAGACACAGACACGCAGAGAGACAGGGACGGGGGUCGAUUUGGCUCUAAAUCUGUGGAGGCAGGUGUACUUCAGGUGUAUCUUCUGCGAGUCAAGAUGUCUCCUUUACCGUCGAGGUUCAUAUACCUGUGUUUACACUUUCUGGUACUCUAUUUCCAGCUGCAGGAAUCUCAGCAGACUUCUGCAGAUUUCAGGAUUUACAUCGAGAACCACACGCGGAAUCCCGACGACGUGAGCCGGAAGCAGGUUCGGAUCUACCAGCUCUACAGCAGAACCACCGGGAAGCACGUGCAAAUCCUGGGGAAGAAGAUCAACGCCAAUGGAGAUGAUGGGGGCAAGUAUGCUCUCCUGGUGGUGGAGACGGAAACAUUCGGGAGCCACAUUCGAAUAAAAGGAAAAGAGAGUGAUCACUACAUCUGCAUGAACGAAAAAGGCAAAAUAGUGGGAAGGCCUGAUGGGAGGAAACAGGAGUGUGUGUUUGUGGAAGAAUUCCUGGAGAACAACUACACAGCUCUGGUCUCGGCCAAGUACAAAGGAUGGUACCUGGGCUUCAACAGGAAGGGGCGACCCAAGAAAGGCUCUCGGACCACACAGAGGCAACAGGAAGUCCACUUCAUGAAGCGGCAGCCGAAAGGCCAGGUGGCUCCGCUUGAGGAGUUUCGUUUCACCACUGUAACUAAGCGGACACGAAGGGCUCGGCGGUUAAAACCCAACCCCAAGAGGAACUGAUGGGACCGAUGGGACAGCACUAAUUUUACUCAAACGGGUGGGGUUGGGAAGUCUGGAGAGGGUGGGAGUCCUGGUGAGGAGGAGAAGGUCAGACUGAAACUGAAAAAAAAAAAAAAAAUCUCAAGCUUCUUGGUUUCCGUAAAAAGAAAGACAGA